AUUUUAAUCAUAAUGAGAACACUACUAUUUGGUACACCGUGUAGCUGUGCGAUUUUCAUUUUAGUAUAUUGUAUAAUUACUCUAUUUAUCUGGUUUUUGUAUACAGAUAACUUGUCAAACCCCAUAGUUGACUUUGAAUACUUUUCAAUACGAAAUCUUGGCGAACUUGGGAAAGAAGCGCAUUUGCAAAUGACAGAAACUGAUUUAGUUGAUGCUGAACUACAGAAUGAGAAAUAUCAAUACAAUGCCUGGCUAUCAGAAAGAAUCCCGUUGAAAAGAGCUCUAGAAGACUAUAGGGAUCCACAAUGCCUCAGAUUCAACUAUAGUUCAGAAAAAAGGGUUACUGUUAGCAUAGUUAUAGCCAUCCAACAGGAGCAUCCUCACACUCUGCUGAGAACCAUCUACAGCGUUAUUACGCAAACAUCACCCCAUUUACUCAAGGAAAUAGUACUGGUUCAUGAUGGGCAUCCCGAUAUUGAUCUUAUCCGGCACAUUCAUCAUAAAUUUCCCAUAGUUAUUCAGCUGGAUAUGGAAUCUUUGAUGGGAAUUAUUCAAGCACGUUUGACUGGAGCUAGUAUAGCGACUGGAGAUAUUCUCGUAUUUCUCAAUGGCCACAUGGAGGUCACAAAGGGUUGGCUUCCUCCUCUACUUGAACCCAUACUGUUGAACAACCAGACUGUCACUGAGCCUCUUGUUGAUGCCAUAUCUAGAGAAUCGUUUGCCUACCAGAAACUGGUGGAACCUGAGCAAAUGGCCUUCGAUUGGCAGUUGGAUCACAUUUUUCUGCCCCUGGAUCAGCACUCGUGGAAUAGCCUUCCCAAGCCAUACCCAUCCUCUCAACUGGAGGGUCGUGUAUUUGCCAUUGAUCGCAAGUGGUUCUGGCAUCUUGGGGGAUGGGAUGAAGGACUCCGGGACUACGGAGGCGAUGCUCUGGAACUCAGCCUCAAGGUGUGGCAGUGUGGUGGUCUCAUCCUCGCUGUUCCCUGUUCACGAGUAGGAAUAAUCUAUAAACGCGAUGAGCUUGAGGCCCAGAUGGCACCAAAUAGAAAUCCCAGUUUACAAGUCCAAAAGAACUUUAAGCGUGUUGUAGAUGUCUGGUUGGACGAGUAUAAGCUGCACUUUUAUCGAUACAAUCCCAAGUUGAGAAACCUUACUACAGAAUCGCUGGACAAGCCGCGGGACUUACGACGCCGACUGAACUGCAAAUCCUUUGGAUGGUAUAGAAGCCAAGUGGCGCCGCAAAUUAGGAACCACAUUCUUCAUGCUGGUCUUACCAACUAUGCGAUAGGUAAAAUAAUGCCCUUUGUGGCGCCACAUUUUUGCUUAUCGAUCAAGGGAGGAUUUCCUGUCAUAAGGAAAUGCCUCCCAACCAAUUUCGAGGACUGGACACUGACGUCUCGUUGUCAACUGAAACAUGGUAACAUGUGCCUGGAUGUGGACUAUAAAAAUAAUGUGCGGGCUACGAAAUGCACUAAAAAAUUGACGAAAAAUCCAUGGCACUAUAAUUACCAGCACAGCUCAUUUGUGGCCAACGGAAACAAAUGUCUACAAAUUGAUGUCAAUAAAGUUGAACUCAUUUUAAGUGCUUGCGAUUCUCAAGUGACGGAACAACGAUGGAUGUUCACUAAUGUGCAGGACUUCAAACGAGGCCGCAACAGGGAUGUUUGCUCAAGUGUUAACCGCUAAACUUAUGGAAUUCUUAAAUUUAGUAACUCUAGUUUUGAUUUUUCAAAAGGAUUAACGUUUAUUCCUUUAAAGCUACAACUAAUGUUUAAGAAUUAUGAACCAAUUCCGAAAAUCUUAUAAAUAUAUC
Drosophila simulans is the source of this 1813-nucleotide messenger RNA. RefSeq names its product putative polypeptide N-acetylgalactosaminyltransferase 11. The record is from RefSeq and is a predicted model, not a curated record. Gene Ontology annotation, cellular component: Golgi apparatus. The coding region runs from base 13 to 1686 and encodes 557 amino acids. Lineage: Eukaryota; Metazoa; Arthropoda; Insecta; Diptera; Drosophilidae. The transcript has 3 exons.